AAUGAUUUUAUUCUUUUCUCAGGAAUUACAUACCUGGAUCAUGUUGGGGCAACACAAUAUCCACAAAGUGUUAUAAAAAGUGUGUAUGAUGACUUAACUAACAAUGUUUAUGGAAAUCCACACAGUAGAAACCCCAGCAGUCAGUUGUCUGGAGAUAUAGUUGAACAAGUUCGCAGUAGAAUUUUAAGGUACUUUAAUACUAAUGCAGAAAGUCACAGUGUGAUUUUCACUGCUGGUGCUACCGAUGCCAUAAAACUUCUAGCAGAGAGUUUUCACUGGCAAGAAGGCAUAGACAAGCAUUGUUGUCAACACAGAAGUUGCUUUUGCUAUCUUGAAGAAAAUCACACCUCAGUGGUUGGUAUCAGAGAAAGAGCUGUGAAUAGUGGAGCAAAUAUUAUAUGUGUUAGUGAAAAUGAUAUCACUAGAGGAGAGCAAGACCUGCAUUUAAAGAUGUACAAUUUGCACCACAAUAACAUUGGAGACUGUGUUACAGAAGAACAGAAUGAGCACUGCUGCUAUAAUCUGUUUGCUUUUCCUGCAAUGUGCAAUUUCUCAGGUGCCAAGUAUCCUCUUGAAUGGGUUUCUCAAACUCAGCAGCGAUCGAUAUUUGGUAAAUGCAGUCCUUUGUACCAAUGGUAUGUUCUUUUGGAUGCAGCAUCAUUUGUAAGCACAUCUCCUUUGAACUUGGAUUCCUGCCCUGCAGAUUUUGUUCCAGUUUCAUUUUAUAAGAUCUUUGGUUUUCCAACUGGAUUAGGUGCUCUCAUUGUAAGGAACAGCAGUUCACAUGUCCUCAGGAAGUGUUAUUACGGUGGAGGAACAGUGCAGGCUACAAUUUCAAGUGAAAGGUUUCAUGUCUUGAGGACAAAUCUAUCUGAAAAGUGAGUAUUUUGAAUUAGUGCUUUUCAUGUUAAUAGAGCUAUAAUGGGCAGAAUUGGUAGCUGUUAAUAUGAUAUGAACAUGGCAGCACAAAAAUCAUUGUAAGUGUGAGACUCAUGUUGUUAAGUUAAUUUGAGUCCGACUCUCCAACUUUUCACUCUAUGUCAAUAUCUGACACUUAUGGCAAUAAAUGAGUUAUGCAGAGUACUGUUUUUUGAUUAAUGCAUAAAUUACAUCUUGUAGCAACUUUGCAAUUUUCCUACUGACAUAGUCUGCAGAGUAACUGAUUUGUGAUUUUUUUUUCUGAUUUGUGUAAGUUAGAAAUGUUUUUUUUCACAUACUGAGGAAAAUUAAGCAUUAAAUUAUCUUUGAGUGAUAAGAUGUGUUCAGACCUGUGCCCAGAAGAGACCCCUGUUUGACUCUUUCAAGCAAUCACCAAAUUAGACAUGCUCGAAAAAGUCCCAUUGGGUUGCUUGGGACGAGUAGAUUUUCUUCCGGGACAAGUAAUGGGCAAGGGUCUAAGAAAGUUAUCUUCUAAUAAAAUCAUUCACAAAGACAAGCAAGAAGUGGCCCUGAGCAAGCGAAAUGUGUGGCUGGAAUUCAAUUUUUUUUAAAGCCUUGAUUAGAUCUUUGCAUUUUGAGUGGUUCAGUGGUACUUACAGUUCUUCAAUGGAAGUCUUACUUAAUUUGAAGCAUGUUUUCAUUUCAGAUUUGAAGAUGGGACCCUUCCAUACCUGGACAUCAUUGCUUUACAUCAUGCUUUUAAUGUAUAUGAGCAGCUUAUAGGAUCUAUGAAUGCUGUCUUGGAUCAUACCCACAGCCUUGCUUUAUACACAUAUAACAAAAUGUCUGCAAUGAAGCAUGCUUCUGGCAACCCCUUGUGCAAAAUAUACUGCAAGACUGAUUUUAAAAACAAAACUCAGCAAGGCCCAAUCAUAAACUUCAAUGUAUUGAGAGCAAAUGGAGACUUUGUUGGCUAUAGCGAGGUACUGAAAAACUGUUUUCUUUAGAUCAUAAAGACAAGACGGGUUUCACAUUAAAUUUUUUUUUAAGCAAAAAUUGUCAUAGCGCUGUCAGUCAACUUUGUUAUCAAAAUUCAAAGACAGAAGCCAGUUUUCUUUCCUAUUUACUUUUGCCUUGCAACAAGCAAGGAAGUUCAGCACAAGAUGUUGUUGCUGGGCAUGCUGGAUUUCAUAAUUUUACAGCUUUUGGGUUCACUACAGUUUUCCUAGAACACCACCAUGAUACUUUAGAGAAAAGUGAUUGAAUUGCUAAAAACACACAAAAAUAAUUUUUACAUUUAAUGUAAUACCUUUUAGGUAGAAAAGAUGGCAAGCUUGUACAAUAUUCACCUGAGGACUGGAUGUUUUUGUAACACAGGAGCCUGUCAGAAAUUUCUUAUUCUGUCAAAUGAACAAAUCAAGAACAACCUAUCUGCUGGUCAUAUAUGUGGUGAUGAUGUAGAUCUUAUUGCAGGAAAACCUACUGGUUCAGUCAGAAUCUCAUUUGGCUACAUAUCCAGCUUCACUGAUGCACUUGCAUUUUUAAACUUCUUAGAAGAGUGCUUUCUGGAGAGAGACACAAAUGACACAUUUUGUGGUACAAACACUGUAGCUGAUGCCAAAAGCUGUGUGCUGAGUGCGACCAAUACAGCGUUGAUUAAUCAUUCUGGCAAGUUAUGUGAUGACAUGUUUGAAAAGAACUGCUCUGAGGAUGCGAAGUAUAGCAAUCUGCCUGAAAUACCUCCAAAGAAAGCAAGUGACUUUACUGUGGUUGACAAAACUAGCAUUUCAAGUGGCUUGGAACAGACUAAGUUAUCUUCUAUCUCUAUUGUGAACCAGGGACACUCUUCUGUAAUGGGUAAUCAAGUUGAGGAUUAUCAUAUUGACAGGAACACCAACCUUAGACUAGAAAAGAUUUGCCUUUACCCUAUCAAGUCUUGUGCAGCCUUCCAGGUAAUUAAGCGCAACUUCAUGCAUAUAUGGUAAUGGAUUUAUGAAGACUGAUUGAAAGUGUGUUAGAAGUGAAGUAUUUUCAUGUACUAGCUGGAAUUCUGGUAAACUUCAAUCGGGUGAAAAUAACAUUAUUGGAUAGGCAGUACUUUUAUUAUUUGUUCCCUAACUUUGAAAGAAGAGAAAAGAAUGCAAUGAUUCAUUACUGGCACAUGGAUUGUACCUGCUGUUCAUCAUCUCCUUUUUGUUUAUAUUCCAGGUCAGUGAAUGGGAGGUUGGUCUCCGAGGAUUUGUUUAUGAUCGGCAGUGGAUGAUUGUUACUGAUUCUGGGGUUUGUUUAACUCAAAAAAGAGAACCACGACUCUGUCACAUAAAGCCUUCACUGGAUCUCAACAAAGGUGUUCUUUCACUAACAGCACCAGGUACAUACUGGCCUAAUGUGGUUCAAAUUUUUCUUUGGUUUAAAAAUUUUUAACCAGUGAGCUUCUAAUUUAUUUUGGUUUUAGGGGCAGAUUCAAUGGACAUUUUUUGGUAGAAUAGGAAUGCAUUCUCAAAUAAAUUUACAGAAAUUAGAUACCAGUAGUCUUUAUCAUUAAAUUAAAUUUUUCUGGUUUUAGAAUAUUGACCUCCUAGUUUGUUUACUGAGUACAGCAAUAUCUCAAAGUUUAUGUUACAAGUAUGGUGUCAACAAACAACAUUGUUGACAUGAGAAUAUUAAUGUUUUUUGGAAGAAAAUUUAAUUCUGGCCUUGCGUGUAUGAAUAGUUUAUGAGAAGCAUGAUAAAUAUUGUGAACAUGUUUAUGCAAUAAACACCAAAAGUAUUUGUGAUUUGUAGUUAUGAAAUCCUGUUCCAAAGACCAAUGAACUCUACCAUAUCCCAUAAAACAAGCAAUAGACUCUCUGAAAACUCUUUUAAAAUAUAUCUUUUUAAGCAAGCUUUUUACGGAUUAAUUCUUUUAAUUUUUUUUGUUUUUGUAAUAAUUUUUGGACUUAUCUGCUACAUAGUAUAUAAAUUGUUGCUGUUAUUAUUAUGAUUGAUAUUCCUGCACUUAAUUAAUUACUUCUCAUGGAAUAAUGUAAGUACCUUAUACAAUUAAAUGGAUACAGUGAUUACCAGUAUUGUAUCGGUCAGGUAUGACUGCAUGUUUUAAUGCAGUUAUUAAUAUGUUUUUUCAGGAAUGUUGACUCUGGUUUUACAACUGCAUUCACCAUCAGAGAAUAAGACGGUGAGACGCGAGGCUAUUUUGUGUCAAACCAAAGUCUGUGGAGAUAGGUAAAAACCUACUGAUUGUUGAAUAAGUAUAACAUUGAACAAAGGCAUGAUAAAAACUAUGGUAAAUAUCUCAUUGUCUUUCAUUAAUAUGUUAAGGGUUUCAGCUCUGGACUGUGGAGAAGAGGCUGCCCACUGGAUGUCAACAUUUUUAAAAAGGAACUGUCGCCUGAUUGAGCAUCAUAAGCAAGAUAACCGUACCUGUAAAUUAGGAGGUAUAGUAUAAUUUAUAAAAAUCCCUUUUUUGGCCUUAUUUUCACUUCAACAUGGAUAAAACGUCCUUUUCAACGCAAUGAUAACAUAAAAAUUGCUUUAGGACAUUAAAAAUUGACUGGUAUAUUUUCACUCUGUUCAGAUGACCUCUGUUUUUUUUUUUGUCAUUUCCUCAAAAAAUUCUAAGGGUUUGGAACAUUUACAGCCAAGCCAUUGUUAAAAGUGCUUUUUAAUAAUGCUAUUUUUCACUUUGUAUAGAUUGUCUAAAUUUGUACUGUCUGUGCCCUAAUAUUAUUUCCUUCAAGAGAAAUUUUUGGUACCUGGUCCCGUAAUUUUCAAGUUGAAUCAGACAACAUGGAAAGGUCCUUGUCAUCCACUUAGCAGUGCCUGCAAAUGUUUUGACCCCUGGGUUGCAGCUAACAAUAUUUAUUUAACAUUGCUUGAUUUGCAUAGUCCUCCCAUCAGUCCAUCAGUGCCAUCACCUGCUUAUUGCAUCAGUAACUUAAUGUAAUUCUGUAUUCUUUAUUUUUCGCUUGAAGUGAACCAAGGGGAAAAUGAAAGAAGUUCUCUUUCCUUGGCAAAUGAAUCACAAUUUCUCCUAAUAACCAGAUCUAGCGUAAGUGAACUUCUGACAAAUGUUGAACCAAAUUUGGAUCUCCUUUUGGUAAGUCAAUCUUCAUGAAUUUUUAAACAUUUAGCUCUGUUCUUUGCCUCUCAAAAUCCAUUUAAAAGACAAAAUAUGGUCUUUGCUGGGCUCCUUGCUAAGUUAGAUUAGGUAGCAUACAGAUAGACUUGAACAAGAGUGGUUGGGUUUGUGUAAUUUGUUAAACAGAUCUUUCUCCAAAUCUGUUUCUCUUCAUGGCUGCAAGCAAUGAUAGAGAGAAGGUGGACCUUUAAAGAAACUCAACUAUUUUGGGUUAAAUUCAAAUAUUCAAAUUAACUCUACAUAAUAUCUUUACACAAAAGUGACCACCUUAUUUGCAAUAUGGUAACUUAAUUUGAAGACUUUCAUCAUUAAGCUGUUUUUUUUUUAAUUCACAGGUAGAGGAUAAGAUAAAUCAAGUGGACAAUUUGAUUGACAGAUUCAGAGCCAACUUGGUUGUUAAUGGACAAGAACCUUUCAGAGAAGAUGAGUGGAAAAUGAUUAAAAUUGGUGAUUUGUCUUUCAAGGUAAGUUGUCAUUUCAUUUUCUCAUUGCUUUGUUUCAUGUUAGAAAUUUCUUUGUGUCAAUAAAUGGCCGGUAUUUCAUAGUAGUUUCUUUAUUCAAAACAUGUUACAACUUAACAGCAACUGUACACUUUAUUAGAGCCACUGUAAAGUGGUUCUCUUAUAUAAACGGCCCUAUGAGUAGUUUGCAACAUCAAAAUACUGGUUGAUUAGACAGACUUGCUGAAUACAGUCCAGUGACUCAAUUCCUUAUUUGAAAACUUCUUUUGUGUUCUCAUAAUAUCCUGUAAGGGUUAUCAUGCUGGUAUAACUAAUGGAUAGUUUGUUGUAUUUUGUAAUAAAUAUCUUUUAUGGAAAUGAAUCACCUUAAUUUUCCAAAAAGGACUGUGUUUUGCACCUGCUACAUGAACAUAUAUCUACCGGUUACUGAAUUGUUGUUUGCUUGUAUAACAGUCAUGACAUCUAAAAGUUACCCUGUCUUUUCAACCCACAGAGUCAGGGAAAAUGUAACCGUUGUCAAAUGGUUUGCAUUGAUCAAGAAACAGGAUUAAAAAGUGCUCAGCCACUAAAGACUCUUGGCAAGCUGCGAGGGUCACGAGUA
This is a messenger RNA of Porites evermanni, 6079 nucleotides long. The record is from the annotation of a GenBank genome assembly. Lineage: Eukaryota; Metazoa; Cnidaria; Anthozoa; Scleractinia; Poritidae.